Sus scrofa (pig) is the source of this 1253-nucleotide messenger RNA. RefSeq names its product pre T cell antigen receptor alpha (gene PTCRA). The record is from RefSeq and is marked provisional. Gene Ontology annotation, biological process: negative regulation of thymocyte apoptotic process. Lineage: Eukaryota; Metazoa; Chordata; Mammalia; Artiodactyla; Suidae.
CAGCUGGGUCCUGCCUCCUCUCGGGUGGGCCAUGGCCAGGACUUGGCUGCUGCUUCUCCUGGCCCUCGAGUGUCCAGCCCUGCCCACAGAUCCUCUUUCCUCCCCUUCCUCUCCGGAGGUAACCUCUCUCCUGAGGCUGGCACAACAAGGUGUAGGCAGCACACCCUUUCCCUCUCUGGCCCCGCCAAUCACACUGUUGGUGGAGGGGAAGCAGCAGACGCUGGUGGUCUGCCUGGUCCUGGAUGUUGCACCCCCCGGCCUUGAGAGUACCAUCUGGUUCUCAGCUGGCAACGGCAGCUUCCUGGAUGCCUUCACCUAUGGCCCUUCCCCAGCAGCAGAUGGCUCCUGGACUAGCGUGGCUCAGCUUUCUGUGCCCUCUGAGGAGCUGGCAGCCUGGGAGACCUUGGUCUGCCACACGGGGCCUGGACCUGGGAACCCCAGCCAGAGCACACAGCCCCUGCAGCUGUCAGGUGGGGAUGGAGCCUGGGCCCAUGUGGAUGCUCCCUGCCCAUUUCACACACCUUGGAACCAGGAUAUGGUGGGAGGGAGGGCAGACUCCAGGCCAUGGGGGCAUGAAGGGUGUCCAAGUGCCAUCCUUCUAGGUGAGGUGAUGCCUGGCCUCAGAGCAGGGUGGCCUCAGGGCCCUGAGUCCUGGGAUUUGCAACUGGGAUGUGUCAUUCAAGUCCAGGCUCUGAUGCAAGGCUUCAAGAGGUAACAAGUAUCCUUCCUCCCAGGGUUAAUAUUUCUCUUUAUAUACCCGGGGGUUAAUCUCUCUGUAAUCACCCUAAAUACGACACCUUACCUUUUAGAACUGAACAAUAAUUUAAAAGUAAUUGCUGGAGUUCCAAUUACUGUCUGUAAUUGGAUCGAUGGUAUUUCUGCAGCACCAGGACCCAGGUUCAAAACCCUGCCAGCACAGUGGGUUAAAGGAUCAGGUGGUGUACGUUGUCACAACUGCAUCUGGGAUGAUUCCUGGCCCAGAAACUCCAUAUGGAGUUCCCGUCGUGGCACAGUGGUUAACGAAUCUGACUAGGAACCAUGAGGUUGUGGGUUCGGUCCCUGCCCUUGCUCAGUGGGUUAACGAUCGGGCGUUGCCGUGAGCUGUGGUGUAGGUUGCAGAUGCGGCUCGAAUCCCGCGUUGCUGUGGCUCUGGCAUAGGCUGGUGGCUACAGCUCCGAUUCAACCCCUAGCCUGGGAACCUCCAUAUGCCGCGGGAGUGGCCCAAGAAAUAGCAAAAAAAAAAAAAAAAAAAA